This is a messenger RNA of Cladocopium goreaui, 13162 nucleotides long. The record is from the annotation of a GenBank genome assembly. NCBI's taxonomy places the organism in Eukaryota, Dinophyceae, Suessiales, Symbiodiniaceae.
GUAGUCGGCCUCCGGAGCCAUGAAUGACCCGCGGAAAGAGUAUGUCGUUCAAUGUAUCAUCAGUGUCCUGAACAUACCGCGGAGUGAAUUCCGCAGUAACACUACAUCCAAUACAGCCUUGGAGAAAUUCCUGGAUCAUCCAAAUGAGAAGGUGCUCCAGGCUGUAGAAAAUGAUUCAAGUGACACCUCAAAAAGAACAGUGACACUGCAGUUGGGUUUUUCCAGCUAUGCAGAGGGCAUUCCGGAGAUGCACUUCAUCAAGACAUCCUAUGAGCCAUUGACGGAGACCAACAUCUCUAGACUGGUUCUAAUUUCGUCCUUGCGGAUGUCUCCUGUGCGCAGUUUGUUCUACAACGUUCGAGAGGUCUUUAUGCCACUCUUGGUGCAAAGUGGCAAAGACUCGGAUCUUGAAGGCCGUUUGACCGACUGCUUGACCGAGCUCGAUGCGGGCCUGAACGCGUCUUUGCGCCGCGGGCUGCGAAAUCGAAAUGUCGGAGACUUCGAAGAUCAUGAUGUUUCAGGAAUCGUCACACCGGUAGAUGAGGUUCGAUUCUGGGAGGAGUUGAAGAAUGCCACCGGAGUGAGUGAUUCAGCAGUGGACCGUGCCACGAAAUUUUCCGAAGCCUUGUCGCUGAUAGCAUCAGAAUUGGAUGAAAUGUCCAAGAAAACUUUUGCUCAAUUGCUUGAAUUCAUGGAGAAUGUCAUGGAAAGUAUUGAUAGUCUGUGGCAGUCUGAGGCAUCUCCAGCAUAUCCUCCAGCGAGAAUGCUGCAUUUUCUGAAAAUCCUUUCCGGCUCUUUUGGUCGAUGUGUACAAUCCAGGCUCAACAGCUUGAAUGUUUGGACCUCCUCGUUUUCGCAGGUCUCAAAACACAUUCGAGAGGGACACAAGGUCUGCGAGCGAUGGAACGAGAUAACGGUUGACCUCACAGAUGUGCAGUGGAGAUCAAGUGAGAACAUAUGGGAAGGUGAAGCAUUCAAGGAUGACUUUCUCACUCACUUAGCUUUGCGCAUACAAGAGGUGAGUCAGUUGCGAGGUCAGCAUGACCAGAUCUUGAAAUUGCUUAGUGCAGAAGAGCUGAGAGACAUGCAAAUCGAGAGCUGCUUCGAGCCUUUCAUGAAGCUUAAUGCUUUCAGCUACAACGAAUACACGGUGCCAGCAUGGAGGGCUGCUUUGGCUGAUUAUGAAGCCCGCAUGUCUCCGAUUGAGGCUCGGGUCGCCGAGCGUUUGCGAGCAGAGCUUUUCACCAACACCUCCAACCCAGCACAGACAGUUCGGGUUUUUCAGAGAUAUCAAGAUUUGCUGGAGCGAAAGAACAUCAGGCAGUCGUUGACCAAUGAACGUGAGCGACUUCUCACAGAAUUGGAUGAUUUUCUUGGUCGGGUGCAGUCAGAACUUGAGACCUUUGAAGUGAAUAAUUUGCCUGCAGGCCGGGGUCUCAGCCUGCCUGCACGAAAAAUGGUAUGGGUUGAACACUUUCGAAGCAAGGCUGACUUAGCAGCUCGGCCCUUAGCGGGAUUCCUGAAGGAUUUACCAUCUGCUGGCAAGGUGGGCAACACAUACCGGAAGGUGCGUGCAGAAUUGAAAGAAUAUCGAAACAAAGCUUUCAAGGAUUGGUGCGAGGAGGUUGACUCUCAAUUGAGAGAUCCAAAUGAUCCCAUCGCUCUUGAAAUGAACAGUCGUGUGAUGGACUUCGACACUGCUCAGCAAGGCGCAUUGAAGAUCACAUAUUCGGAGCGUCUCAUUGAGCUGGUGAAAGAUGCCCGUCUCUUUGAGCAGCUGGGAUGUAGUAUUCCCAAGGAAGUGAAGAUGGCAGUGCAGGAUGGAAUGAAAUUUUACCGUUUUGCAGUGCAGCUGAAACAGUCAGAGUUGAAAGAGUUGAACAGUGGAAAUGCCCUGCACCUGCAACAGCUGCAACAGGUCUGCAAUUUCUACAAUACUUUGUCUGCGGAAUUGCUUCCCUCGCAGAAACUGAUGGUCUUGCAGCCAGCGCUUGCUUUUGAACAACUCUUCAAUGACAAGAGUGGUAUGAAGAAGGUCCAAUGGAACAAGCUGGAUCAGUUGGAAGCCUUCACCCGUCAUGUGAAGGAUGGUGCUGAACGCUUGCGUGAGGUGAAUCGCAAGCUCCGAAAUGGUCACAGUCAGGUCUCCCAGGAGGUGGUACAACUGGCCAACAUCAGCUUGCUUCGCCAACGAGACCAAUGGAAGCAGAAGAUUUCUGGGAUCCAGAAACACAUCGAUGCCACCAUUGGUGCCGUUGGAUGUCAAGUUGCAGAUGCAAAACCAUGGAAAUCACAUUGGGACUAUCAGAUCUUCAAAAUCAUGGAGAUUCAGUAUCGCUUCGGCUUGGAAAGCCUCAAUGAGAAUCUGCCUGAAAUGAAAGCAGAUUUGAUUGUGGCUCAAAAGCAGUUGAAGAUGAAGCCUCCACUGGAAGAACUGAAGGCCAUUUACUUCAAAGAAAUCAAGACCUUCAUCGCUUUGCCCUUACAGUUCAAAGGUUUGGAUGGCGCCCCUCACGUCUACAAAGUCAUGCCCGAGCGGAAUGCUGAGGCCAUUGCAGUGGUAUUUCAGAAGGCAGAUGAGCUUUUUGUGAAGGUGCAGCGACUUCAAAACUCCUUUGCUCCCUGGCUGGUAGUGGGUCUUUUGCCGGAAAGGGUUCAAGAACUGGUCGAUGAGCUCAGUGAUCCCAAAGACUGGGAUAUGAACUUCAAGGCAAUCAAAGCCAAACGGAAGGACAUGGACAAAAUCCCAGACACAGUGAAGAUUGAUUGCUUUACCAUCAGCACCGUGAUCCUGAAAUCAGUCAUCGAAGAUCAUUUGGAUCGGCUAAGUGAUGCUUUGAUCAUUGCUUUGAAACGCAGGGCAUCUGAUGAGGCCAAGGCUGUGAUCCAAUUCCUGGACGAAGGUCUUGAGAAGCUGAACAUCCGACCAGACACGGUGCAGGAACUGGGCAAAGCUCAGGAAGAUGCCAAGCAACUCAUGGAGCAGCAUCAUGAAGUGAAGAAACAGCUCGAUGCAGCCGAUGAGAAGAACAAGCUGUUGAAGUCAUAUGCUGCAGGCAUUGAUAUGAAUGAGGUCCAGAAUAAGUGGGAUGAUUUCUUGAUCAGGCUUGAAGCCUUUGAGCAACUUGCCCAUGAUUUGCGAGAGGAAUUGAAGGGCAAGAUGGAUCAGCGUAUACUAGCCAUGAACAGUGAUAUUGAAAAGUUCGCAUCACGGUGGCAAUCCUUGAAACCCAAAAGCAUGGAUAGUUUCUCCAUGGAAGAUGCCAAAAGGAAUGCCCAGCAGAUGCAAGAGUGGCAAACCGAAUGGCAAGGGCUCAAGGAGCAAAUUGUGGUGCUGCAAGGAGAUUGUGCAGAUUUUGGCCUGGCACCACCCGAACUCCAAAUCGCAGAAGUGGAGGAUGAUCUCAACAAGCAGCAGGCAGGUUGUUUGCUUUGCGAUGCAGUUCUGGAGUAUCGACACUGCGCCAGUUGGAGCCUGGUGGAGGAAUUCAACCAGCAGUACGAAGAGCUGUUGGCCCAGACCUGGCUCGAGUUAAGACCGAGGCUCUUUGUAGUACAAGACUUGGCACACAACUGGAUGGCCAAACUUCGUGAAGUUCCAAGAGAUCAAGUGACCCAUAUGCUCUCCCAGGAGGUUCAGCGUUUGGAAGCGGCUCAUCCUGCUUUGAAGGCAAUGACUGGAGAGCCUUUCGAGCGAGAUCAUUGGAAGAUUUUGUUUGGCCUCAUCAAGUUACCUCCAGAUUUACGUCUCGAGGAGUUACGCUUCAAGGAUUUGGCUCAACGGCUGAAUGUCAUCGUCGACAAGGUUGAUGAGUUGAAGGAGCUGACGGCCAGAGCCAUUGGAGAAGUGACCAUUAGAGAUGCUGUCAUGGAGGUCUCCGCAUGGUUCGAGCAGGCCGAGUUCAAUCUGAUGGAUCACCAGGUGAAGGGCGGAUUUGUGCCGUUGAUCAAAGAUUGGAAAGACCUGAUGUCGGAGGUUUCUGAAAAGCAAAGUCUAUGCGGAUCCUUGAAGGACUCUCGCUUCUUCGGACCUUUCAAAGAUCAGGUCGACAAAUUUGAGGAGAAGCUGGCGCUUUUGGACGAGCUGCUGCUGUGCAUGAACAAGGUUCAGAGAAAAUGGGUCUAUUUGGAGCCGAUCUUUGGAAGGGGAUCUCUGCCAAGGGAAAAGGAACGUUUCGACAAGGUGAACAAUCAGUACCGCCAGAUCAUGAAGAAUGUUGGAUCGCAGAAGAAAGUGAACUACUUGUGCACAGUUCGUGGGCUGAAAGAUCAGUUUACCAACAUGUUGGACCAGUUGGAACGCUGCCAGAAGGCUCUCAACAGUUUUCUGGAGGAAAAGCGGUCCGCAUUUCCGCGCUUGUACUUCAUUGGGGACGAAGACCUGUUGGAGAUCUUGGGUCAAUCAAGCAAUCCUGAAGUCAUCCAAGCUCAUCUCAAGAAACUCUUUGCUGGAAUUGCCACUGUGGACUUUGACCCCAACAUCACUCGUAUUGUGGCCAUGAACAGUUCACUCAAGGAGAAUGUACCUCUGGGGAAUCCUGUGGUGGUGAAGGAAGGCGAGGAACCUUUGCCGGUGGAAGAAUGGCUGUCAAAUCUCUCCAAUGAGAUGUUCUCCACUCUGGCAGCACAGCUGCAGGGUUGCUACGCUCAGUCUGAAAUGGACAUGCAGCAAUUCGAGCGAUACCCAUCACAGCUUCUGUGCUUGAGUGCAAACAUUCAUUUCACCUUCAACGUAGAGCGGUACAUGAGCAAUGGCCAACUUCUUCAAUUGAAAGAUGACCUGAGAUCACAGCUUUCAUCAAUGACUUCACUAUCACUGGAUGGAGCCCUGCCUCAAGCCAAGUUAAAGUCACUCAUCUUGGACCUGAUUCACAACAUUGCCGUACUUGACGACUUGUUGGUGCAGAAGGUCACACGGCUUUCAGAUUGGAGCUGGUUCCGACAGUUGCGCUACUAUCUGAAGCAAGGGGUGGCACCCGAGCAGAGGCCUUGCAGUGUGCGCAUGUUGGAAUGUGAGCAGUUCUACUCCUUCGAAUAUCAGGGCAACGCUCCCAAAUUGGUACACACGCCUUUGACUGACAAAUGCUAUUUGACUCUGAUGCACGGCUUGCACCUGGGUUAUGGAGGAAAUCCCUAUGGCCCUGCAGGAACAGGGAAGACAGAAUCUGUGAAAGCGCUGGGUUCGUGUUUAGGUCGACAAGUCUUAGUUUUCAACUGUGACGAGGGUAUUGACUUUCAAGCCAUGGGGCGGAUUUUUGUGGGCUUGGUGCGCUGUGGUGCGUGGGGAUGCUUUGAUGAAUUCAACAGACUGCUGGAAGAGCAAAUGAGUGCCAUCUCUCAGUCUGUUCAGCUGAUUCAGGCGGCGAUCAAGAACAGUCACAGCACCGUCCAUUUGCUGCAACGCGAUGUUCAAGUGAAUCACAACGCCGGGAUCUUCAUCACCCUGAACCCUGCAACCAAAGGCUAUGGAGGUCGACAGAAGCUGCCAGACAACUUGAAGCAACUCUUCAGACCCGUGGCUAUGAGUGUUCCGGACAACGAGCUCAUCGCCGAAGUGAUGAUGUUUGCCGAGGGCUUUGCCAGCGCGAAGGUAUUGGCACAAAAGAUCGUGUCUCUCUUCCUCCUAUCUCGACAACUUUUGUCUUCACAGCAGCACUACGACUGGGGUCUGCGUGCGUUGAAGCCCAUCCUUACCUUGGCUGGGCGCCUGUUGCAGGAGAUCAAGGCUGCACAGAGUGAACCAUUGCGUGAAGACGAGGAGGCGGUCCUGUUGUUGAAGGCAGUCCGGAUGAACACUUUGUCAAAGCUCACCUUUGCAGACUCCCGACGAUUUCAAGACCUGUGCAUGGAUCUCUUUCCAGGCAUCAACGUCAAAGAUAUUGAAUAUCAGGAGUUGGAAGCUGUCAUCCGUGAGACCAUCCGAGAAAUGCGCUUGGCCGAAAUCGAUUCACAGAUCUACAAGAUGCUGCAAUUUCAUGAAGCCUGUCAACAACGAAUGGGCGUGGGCAUUGUUGGACCUUCAGGCUGUGGAAAGUCCACCAUUUGGAAGGUGCUGGAGGCAGCGUACAAGAAGCAAGGCAAGAGGUAUGUUCUUCAUGUCAUGAACCCCAAAUCAAUGCACAGAGUCAGACUCUUGGGGCAUAUGGACCAUGACACCAGAGAAUGGUUCGAUGGAGUUCUUACAGCCAGUGCCAGAAAAGUGAUCAAGGAACCCAGCAGCACACACAAUUGGAUUGUUUGUGAUGGCGAUAUCGAUCCUGAGUGGGUGGAAUCCUUGAACAGUGUGUUGGAUGACAAUCGCUUGCUGACCAUGCCCAAUGGUGAACGCAUCCAGUUUGGUACCAAUGUGAACUUUGUCUUCGAGACUGACCAUUUGCGCUUUGCAUCUCCUGCGACAAUUAGUCGAUUGACCAUCAUCUUCCUGUCGGAGGAAGAUGUUGAUGUGAAGCCACUGGUGACAUCAUGGAUCUUAAAGCAGCCAGAGGAUCAGCAGGCGCGUUUGGAGAGUUGGUUUGACGAGCUCUUCUACCGAGCCUUGGAUUGGCUCUACAAAGGAAAUCACGAGUUGGCCAUUGAAACGACCCGGAUGGGUAUGGUGAGUAACGUGCUGGGGCACCUGAGCCAAGAGGGUGACGCAGAGGGUCCAGGCUUGACCAAGCAGAACUUCCUUCUGGCGAUUUGUCGAGGCUUGGGAGGCAAUGUGUCGGAGGAGGAUCGAGCCAUGUUGACCAGGGAAGCCUUCAAGUGGGCCAACGAGAAUAUUCCAGACCCCAGCCAACCACUGCAUUGCCAGGUGGUUGAGUCUCUGAUCGUCGGAUAUCAGCAGAUGUCAACAGCUGCCGAAAUCUCUUUGGAAGAUGUACAGAGAUCCUCCAUCCUGCCACCAUUGGUGCCCACUGCAACAGUGCUUCGAAACAUGGACCUCUUUGCGACCUGGUUAGCUCAUGAACAGCCUUUUAUUGUGAGCGGUCCAGAGGGCUCUGGCAAGAACUUGCUGAUUCGCCAUGCCAUUCAGAGGUUGCAAAAUGAAUCCGACACUGCACUCAAUGUUGCGGUCUUGAAUUGCAACGCUCAAACAACGUCCAAGGACGUUCUGCAAAAGCUUCGCCAGUUCUGUAGCGUCUCCACGGGCACCACUGGUCGCAUCUAUCGACCCCGCGAAGGCCGAAGACUGGUGUUGUAUUUGAAGGAUAUCAACCUGCCAACUCCGGACAAAUAUGAUACCUCAGAGAUCAUCAUGUUCCUUCAACAGGCAGUGAUGCAUAAGGGAUUCUAUGAUGAUGACUUGGAGUUUGUACAGUUGGAACACAUCCAAAUCGUGGCGUCCAUUGCUCCUGCCAGCACUCUUGGGCGACAUCGAUUAGCGACACGCUUCACGGCCAUUGUUAGGGUUUGCUCCAUCUCCUAUCCGUCCUCAGAGGAGUUGACAGAGGUCUACACGCACUUCUUACGUGCUACCAUGACAGCGCCUCAUUGGCAGAAUGUGGCAGAUCGAGCUUAUGCCGUUUGUGACAAGGCUGCCGAAGCCAUGGUGGACGUGUACACAAACAUGAAGGCGAAGUUUACAAUGGAUGACCAUGAGCACUAUUUGUUCAACCCCAGAGAUUUGACUCAAUGGGUCUUACAGCUCCUGCGGUAUGAGGUGGUUUCCAUCGACAGCUUCAUUGAAGCUUGGGCUUAUGAAGCCACCAGGAUCUUCAGAGAUCGACUGGUGGGAGACGAGGCCAAGAAUCAUUUUGAUGCCAUCCUUCGCAAUGCAUUGAUCCAGUACCUGGGCACUGAUGUUGACGUUGACAAGUUGAUCUUCACAUCGAUGCUGACACUCGGUGAUGAAGGUGUGCCCAGUGGUGAUAUGAAGAAGGUUGCAUUGGAAGACUACACAAAGAUGGUGCAAGAUGGACUGAAGUCAUAUCAGCGUGAGGUGAAAGAUCUUGAUGUCGAACUGGUGCCCGAAGUCUUGGAACAGAUCAAGUGGAUGGACCGUGCACUGGCUGCGCCCGUGGCCAAUGAUCUCUUGGUGGUUGGUCGCUCAGGUGGUGGAAAGAGAUCUGCCAUCUCCCUGUUAGCUCACAUGCAUCGCCUGGCAGUGUUCAGCCCAGCCCCUGCACGCCGCUAUGGCCAUAAAGAGUGGAAACGCGACCUGAAGCAAGUGAUGCAGAUGACAGGUGUGGAGAAGCAACAUACUAUCCUCCUAUUGGAAGACCACCAUUUGUUGAAAUCUGAGUUCCUGGAAUCCAUCAAUUCCUUGUUAAGUGCUGGCGAUGUGCCUGGCAUUUGGACCCCUGAAGAGCUGGAGCCGCUGCUGGCACCGUUGAAAGAAGAAUGGGCAGCUUCGCAGGGCAGAGGGGGAGGAGCUCGGACUCCCUUCGAGUAUUUUUGCACCCAGGUGCAGCAGCGUUUGCACGUCGUCCUAUCCAUGGACCCCAAUCAUUCCCACUUUUUGCCAUACUGCGCUGCAAAUCCAGCUCUCUUCUCAUGUACAACUGUGCUGUGGCUUGAUGAGUGGUGCGAUCACAGCAAGACCAUCAUUGCACAGCGAAUCCUGGGAGAGGAGGUUCUGGACAGCAAGAGGACGAACUUGGGUCCGUUAUUGCAAUACAUCCAUGCCUCCCAGGCGGCCAAGGGUGCAUGCCCCAGGCACUUCAUCACCUUGCUUCAAACUUGUCAUGCUAUGUACUCCUCCAAGAUUUCCAGUGCUUCUGGGCAAUCGUCCCAUUUGCAGAAGGGUCUCUUGAAGUUGCAGGAGGUCAGCCAGACGGUGGAGCAACUGCAAGAGGAUGCCAUUAAGAAACAAGCCGUGCUGGCAGAGAAGCAGCAGCUGGCAGACGAAGCCCUGGAACGUAUCACACAGGCCAUGAAGAAAUCUGCCGAGAGAAGGCAAGAGGUGGAACAGUUGGAGGGCCUUACCAAAGAGGAACAAGACAAAACAGCAGAGGAAAAGGCACAGAUUGAGAAGGAGCUGUCAGAGAUUCAGCCUAUUUUGGAUGCAGCCAAGAAAGCAGUUGGAAGUAUCAAACCUGAACACUUGAACGAAAUUCGAGCCCUGAAAAUGCCACCAGAUCCGAUUCACGAUGUGCUAAAUGGUGUCUUGCGAAUUAUGGGUAACUAUGACAACUCCUGGGCUUCAAUGAAGAAAUUCUUGGCUGGCACAGGAGCCAUUCAGAGAAUCAUCAACUUUGAUCCCCGCUCCAUUGACAAUCAAACCCGCCAUGAUGUGGAGAAGUUACUGAGGGAAAAAGCCAAUUCCUUUGAGCAUGCCACCAUUUACCGAGUUUCAGUGGCUGCAGCCCCAUUGGCCAAAUGGGUGGUGGCCAGUGUGAGAUACAGCACGGUGCUGGUGAAGGUUUCUCCCAUGGAAGAGAAGCUCAACAGGGCCCUGGAGUCAUUCCGAGCAGCACAGGAGAAGUUGACUGUCUACAAAGAGGAGCUGGUGAAGAUCGAUGAGGAAGUGGCGGUGCUGCAAGAGGAGUUCGGACAACGUAAGGGCGAAGCUGCAGUGCUCAAGGUAGACCUAGAACGUGCGGAAACCACGCUGCAGAAGGCCAACCACCUCAUGUCCAAGAUGUCUGGAGAGAAGGAUCGUUGGGAGCACCAAGUGGCCGAGAUCCAAAGGGAUGCAGCGUUGCUGUCGACGCACACCUGCCUCUCAGCUGCCUACUGCACAUAUCUGGGACACUUCUCGGAGGACGUGCGGCAGCAGGCGCACUCCAUGUGGACCGAGUCACGUGGCAUCACGACCUUCGACUUCCUGCGGAUCAUGUCUUCUGAGAGCGAGCUGCUGACCUGGAAGGCCCAGGGGCUCUCAGCAGAUCGUCUGUCGCAGGAGAAUGCUGUGAUGAUCGAUGAAGGGAUCUUGGUGCCCUUCAUCGUGGAUCCAAACAGCCAAGCCCUGGACUGGCUCAAGCAGACCAACUCUUCAGCUGAGAUCGUCCUUCAGCAGGAUCCCAAGUUGGUGUCACAGCUGGAGCUCUCCGUGCGAUUUGGCAAGGUCUUGAUCAUCCAAGAGGUGGAUGGGAUUGACAACUACUUGGUCCCCUUGCUGCGGCGAGACAUGGUGAGACAAGGUCCAAGGAAAGCAGUUCAGAUCAGUGACAAGAUGUGCGACUUUGAUGACAAUUUCAAGCUCUUUUUGUGCACUCGAAAUUCAAGUGCAAUUGAGAUGCUUCCUCCCAACACUGCAUGUCUGGUUACAAGAGUAAACUUCACAGUGACAAGAGCCGGACUUGAAGGGCAGCUCUUGGGUGUGACGUUGCAGUAUGAGAAGCCAGAACUUGAGCAUCGGAAGUCAGAGCUGCUACAGAAAGAAGAGGCUUUAAAGGUUGAAGUGUCAAAUCUGGAGAAGCGGCUCUUGGAGCAGUUGGCCGACUCCAGUGGCAAUAUCUUGGAGAACGAACCUCUGAUCCAAUCCUUGGAACAAACAAAGGCUGCAGCUACCACCAUCAACCAGUCCUUGGACGAGUCAUCGAGGCUUCAGAUGGUCUUGGAUGAGGAGCGCGAGGUCUAUCGGCCGCUGGCCACUUUGGGCUCUCGCAUCUUCAUUCUGGUGAAGGAGCUGUGUGCCAUUGAUCACAUGUACCGCUUCUCUUUGGAAGCCUUCAUGACACUGUUCAACAAGGUGCUGAAUCUGGAGCUUGGGGUUGACAGUACACAAGAAAAGUUGAGGCAACUUGGAAACCAAUUGAAGAUCAUGGUGCUCUUCUACAUUGCUCGUUCCCUCUUCAAGUCCGACAGACUGACUUUUGGUAUUCACAUGGUGCGAGGCAUCAUGCCCGAGAAGUUUGAGGAGAAUGAAUGGGAGCUCUUCCAAGGAGCAUACAUCCCUCCCAGCCAGCCAUCCACUCCUGCACCCAGCUGGUGUCCACCAGACAGGGCGACAUCUUUACAACUCUUACGUGCCACCUUCCCACGAAUUGAUGAACUUUGGCAGUUGAACAAGGAUUCCUUGUGGUCUUCCUGGGUUGCCUCCGACAAAUGCGAAGAAUCCUUCGAUGGCUCGGUCUACUCGCGGAUGUCGGCCUUCCAACGUGUUCUGCUCAUCCAGGCCGUGCGGCCGGAUCGCUUGGAGUCGGCUCUCACGCAGUUCGCCUGUGAAUCCUUGGGGGUCUCUUCGUUGUCACCUCCGGCUUUGAGCUUAAACCGCUUGUUCAAAGAGGAGACCAGCAACCGGCUGCCAACCCUUUUCGUCACAACUCCUGGCGCAGAUCCUUCCGCGGAGCUGGACGACUAUGCCAAGACCUAUGCUGCAGAUCACGCACCACAUAUGAAUUUCCAUCAACUGGCCAUGGGAGGUGGGCAGAAUGAUGAUGCUAUCAGGCUCCUGCACGAGGCGGCCAGGACUGGUGAUUGGAUUUGCUUGAAGAAUCUGCACUUGGUCAUCAGCUGGGUACCUUUGUUGGAGAAGGAACUCAAGAAUCUGCAGCCUCAUGAGAACUUUAGGUGUUGGCUCACCACUGAAGCUCAUGCCAAAUUCCCAACCAUCCUCCUGGAGACAUCGUUGAAGGUGACAUACGAAGCUCCUCCUGGAGUGAAGAAAAACAUUCUCAGAACCUUGGAAUCUUGGAAUCAGAACUGGUUUGGACAAGGAAAUGAUUUGCGUUCCAGAGUGAUCUUCCUCUGCGCGCAUUUCCAUGCUAUCAUGCAAGAGCGACGAACCUACAUCCCACAAGGAUGGACGAAAUUCUACGAGUUCUCACAGAGUGAUUUGCAAAGUGCAUGUGAGACAGUUUCAUUACUGGUGAAAGCAGGAGAAUCUAUGAAAAACCCAGGAUCCGGAAUUGAUUGGGUCACACUGAUUGGAGUCUUGGAGCAGGCAGUGUAUGGAAGUCGUGUGGACAAUGAGUUCGACUCUCGCCUGGUUCGUGAGUACUUGGCCAUGUUCUUCAAGAGUGAGACUCUGGAGGGUGGCAGGAGGAAGUCAGGGGUGGACAUCCCAGCCUUCGAUCUGCCUGCAUCCACCAACAUGGCAGACUUCCGGGCACGGGUGGAUCAACUGCCCGACUUGGACAAUCCUGCAUCCUUUGGCAUGGCUCCCAAUGCAGACCGCUCCUUACAACGUAUCAAUUCCACCAAGGCCAUCGCCUCUCUGAGGCAGUUGGCCACUGGAGGGGCCUCUGAGGGAAGCCACUCGACGGCCGUUGAUAUCAAGUUGUGGAGGACCCAACUUGCACCGUUGUUCACGAUCUGGGAAAAUGUCAACAAGGGACAGCUCAGCAAACUCAGAGGGAUUGACAUCCGGCCCGUGACACCUGACGAUUCUCCCACCGUGGCCUUCGUUUUGAUGGAUGCUGCGGAGGCUUCUCGCCUAGGCGAGCUGGUCACUACGGCACUGACAACAUUGCAGAAGGUCGUGAAUGGAACUGCCCUCAGCACCCCAGACCUACAGGUCCAAGCGAAGGCCUUGAUUAGAGGUGAAGUACCAGAAACCUGGGCUUCAACCUGGCCAUCAGCACCAGAAGAGCCUUCGCUCUACCUGCAGGGCUUGGCCAAGCGAAUCGUGGCAUUGAAAGGAGACUGGAUCAGGCGGGUUCAGUCCAGGGACGUCACCGGGCAGCCGGUGUCUCUGAGCGAUUUCCUGCGGCCGGAUGUCUUCCUCAAUGCCUUAAGACAGCAAACUGCCCGAAGACUGGCAGUGUCAAUUGACAACUUACAUUUGGUGUCCACCUUUGAACCACACUUGUUGAGAGAUGAUUCUUCACCAUUGCCAAUUACAGUGCAAGAGUUGAUUCUUGAAGGUUGCGCUUUUGAUGAGUCGAAGCGCAUUUUGGUUGAGGGACAGCGAACUUCUUCACUCGUAUCAGUUCUGCCACCUUUGACAAUUGCCUGGAUGUCCAAAGUUGCACACCCAGAAAGAACAGCUUCAUCAGCGCGUGCAGCUGGCACAAUUUCUUUGCCCGUUUACGCCUCGCUGACGCGAGAACGUUUGAUUGCAGAGGUGGAGCUCAGUACAGACAGUACACGUCAGCGCAAGCUGAAUGCCGCAGCAUUGUUUUUGACCGAAAACGAGUGAGCAGAGUUUGCGAGGCUGACCGAAUUAUACCGAAUUCAUACUUUCAAUUCUGCACUGCCCUAGUCGACCUGUGAAAUGAGCCGGGUCUGUGCUCCCAGCCUGCACCAAGGGUGCUUCAGGCUCAAAGAGCAUCAUUUGAAUUUGACGCUACAAUCG